AUGUUCACUCGACCUGCCAUUGACGUCUCAGAUGAGGGCGAGAAGUACAAAGUAGAGGCUGACCUUCCCGGCGUACCAAAAGAGAACGUGGAGGUCCGCAUUGGAGACAAUGGCCGGAGUAUAACCAUCGAAGGGAAGGUGGUAGAAAAAGAGGAGUCUCAUGCAAACAAAUCAUCUGCGAAGACGGGUGCUUCUGGUACCGACUCUAAAGCUGUUGUCAAACCUGAUGAAAGUUCGACUACUCAAAUUUCAACGGAGCGACCUUUCACCCGGAAUGUGUCCUUUACUCGUACUGUGUGGCUGCCAAAGCCUGUGGACACCAAACAUGUUUCGGCCAAAAUGGAACAUGGUGUGUUGACAAUCACCGUUAACAAAACCCACGACAAAGCUAGCACGGUAGUCGCCAUUGAUUGA
Psilocybe cubensis is the source of this 414-nucleotide messenger RNA. RefSeq lists its product as uncharacterized. Gene Ontology annotation, biological process: response to hydrogen peroxide; protein complex oligomerization; response to heat. NCBI's taxonomy places the organism in Eukaryota, Fungi, Basidiomycota, Agaricomycetes, Agaricales, Agrocybaceae. The record is from RefSeq and is a predicted model, not a curated record. Bases 1 to 414 code for a protein of 137 amino acids. The transcript has 2 exons.